GGUCACCAUAUAAAAAGGCAAACCCAAGCCUUGACACACGCUUUUUUGUCAGUCAGGGUGCGUGACAGACAUUAAGCCAGAAGGGAAGGAUAUCUUGCGGGUCUCGCGUCCGCGAUUUGCAUUUGCUUGGUAAAAGUAACUGCAAUUUGAAAUUAUUUUAUUGAUACCUUUCCUUCGCUCCGCGAAUUUCAUGUGUUUACAUUUCGUUAUCAGCUGUUUUGUGAAAUUUGAGUUAUGCGUCGUAAGCAGGCUCGCGGUAAACGGUUGCCUUUGUCAGUAACUUUCGAUGCUGAUAAUUGUGAUUCUGACAAUGACCUCUCUCUCCAUCCAGGAGAAACAGAGGCAGAGGGGUGUGACGAUUUCUUUCCGGAACCCCUUCCGAAUUUAAAUUCGGGCCUAAGCGACUUUGUCGCUUGUGCAAGUGAUAAUGACUCUGCACAGCCGCAGUCACCGAACGUUGUUCGGAACGACAAACAUAGCGGCGUCGGAGGCGAUGCCUCGACUAUUCUUUUGCCCCGUGGGGGUAGGAAACGUCCUGUCGGUACUGAGGCUGCCGCUGACAGCGAGUUUCAACUCAUGACGAAAGGUAUGAGGGCUCUGGAGGAGCAGUUAGCAGACGUUAAGCGUGACCGGGCGAGUUCCGGUACAGGAAACCGAACAACUGGUGGGUAUGAUAUUCAUCAUAUUGAUAAUGAUUAUGUUGUUGACAGUUUUGACUCAGAUUUUUUGAGUAUGACAGACCCGCUGGGUCUUCAAAAUAAAGAUCAAUCUUCAGUUGAUUUAGAUGAUAUAUACUCUGAUAUUUUACCCACAGAGGAAGGUCAUAUGGAGGAUUUGUUUGCCAUCCCUGACUAUGUUUAUGGUGACGUAAAGUUGGGCCCUAGUGUUCAUGAGGGACUCGCCAAGCUUGUAAAUACUGCUUGUAGGAAAACUUCGGACGUUUCUAAAAUGGCAGAAAAGUACCCUAUACCGGCAAAUUGUGCCGACUUGACCGUCCCACGAUGCAACCCUGAGAUUUGGGGUAAACUUGGUAAGCCUUUACAGGCAAGAGAUUUUCAGCUUAAAGAGGCCCAGAAAUCUGUGUCUGACGGCAUGGUACCGGUGAUGAGGCUGACUGAGGCUCUUAUGAGCCAUCCGGACUUUCGAGAGAAGUUCAGGCCUCUGUGUAUCGACGCUCUGUCCAUGCUAGGUAAUGCGGUACAUGCAUUGUCUGUGAAACGUAGGUUUCUUAUGAGACAAGCCCUCCCGCCAUCAUAUCAUGCCUUAUGUGGGAAGGACAUGCCAAUAACUGCAAAUCUAUUUGGGGAUGAUCUUGCAAAGAAGGUGAGAGACAUUUCUGAAGCUAAUAAGGCUUUCAAUGUUUUGUCUUCACGUAAACAGGUACAGCGAGGAGGUUGGAAUGGCGGCCAGAGAGGGCGAGGGGGCUAUGGCCAGUACAGAGGCUCAGGGAGGCCUUUUUUACGGUCAAGCCAGCGGGGCCGGGGACAACGGCGACCCGCACACAUGCAGCAAGCUCAGAGCCAGAGCCAGACACAGAAAAAAGAAUAGCCCCUAAGAAGAGGUUUGCAGGUGUCCACUUCCACAGUGGCAAGGUGGAUAAGGGAAGUGAUGAUGGCGGCUGGAAUUAACCGUCAGUUUAAACCUCAUUCGGUUAGAGGAGCUUCCGUGUCGGCAGCAUAUACAGCUGGGACAUCUCUGAGAGAUAUACUGGAAACGGCAAACUGGGCAUCAGCAGAGACCUUCAGAAGGUUCUACCUGAGAGACAUUGAUGACACGGGUUCAUUUUCGACCAGUGUGCUACAGACAGGACA
This is a messenger RNA of Mizuhopecten yessoensis (Yesso scallop), 1811 nucleotides long. RefSeq lists its product as uncharacterized. Bases 235 to 1548 code for a protein of 437 amino acids. NCBI's taxonomy places the organism in Eukaryota, Metazoa, Mollusca, Bivalvia, Pectinida, Pectinidae. The transcript has 2 exons. The record is from RefSeq and is a predicted model, not a curated record.